CUAGAGAGAAGGGGGGGGAAGGGAGAAAUUUAACCGGCGGUGCACUAACAACGCAUUUCAUUUCAGGCAUGAUGGUUUCCAGGGAAUUUUUCAGAAGAAUUGCAGAUUUCAAACGAGUAGAACGCAAUCGCCGGGUUGGGGAGAUGCUUCUAAGAACACCAGAACCAGAUGGUGGUCCAGAAAUCGUUACCAAGGUCCUUUUAGAAGCAAUUCCGGCGUUUCAAUUUUGAUUGAAAGCAAGGUAUUUGAAUUCCAGGCCUCAGACAACCUUAUAAUUUCUGAAUCCAAGAAUGGUAUGUCUAGAUUUCUUUCUAUCUCGCGUUCUACUGCUCUUUGGCUUUCUGAGACCCUAAGCCACCAACCUUUGGCUAGAGAGGGUUGGGUUAUUUCAAAAUUUGAAGGGCCUGUGUCGGCAAAGUCCCACUGGGACUCAAACCAUUUUGGAUCUUUCGUUAGAAUCAGCGGAGGAACCGAUGGGGAUAUAGCUAAUAUUUGCAUCCCAGUGGGACGGCAAUUAGAAGGCAUUAGGCUUUUUGUAAAAGCACUGAAUGCAGCUCUAAAAAUCCUGGAAGGGUAUGAAUCUGCUGAAAAGGUUCCCAUGAGAGAAGAAGCUUCAAUUUCUCAAGAUUUAAUAGACCAGAUAUUCCGGGUGGAGAGGAUAGAGGAUGAGCAACUGAGGUUCCCUUCCAUAUCCUCAAAUCUACUGGAACAAGAUGUUUUGCAGGGUUCUAGGAUGCCUAGCCUCACAGAACAGGGGAAAAAUGCAGAUUCACAAGAGACUAAGGAAGAUGGAGAUGAAGAAAAGAAACUCCAAAAGUUAUUUCAACCAGCUUUUGAGGCCUAUUUUGAAACAAUAUUCAGGGCAGUGGAAAGCCAGAUUCAAGAGGCUUUGGCGAAGACAUCACUACUGGAUCAACUCAAAAUGGGACUUUUUCAAAAUAUGUCGGGGAAGACACUUAGAGCAACACGAGAGACGGUGAAAAGCAUGGAAAAAGUGACCCUUGUCCAAUUCGAAGAUUCUAAAUAUCCAGCAUUCAUUUCUUGUUCCAAAGCUGAUGAAAGGCUUGUGGCAGAUUUUCUAACGGGGGAUCAGGCUGAAGAGUCACAAACUUCAAUUGGUUAAAGUUUCGAACCUAUUGUCUAAUUUCUUUUAUGCAUUCAAGGGGAAAGGAAAAAGAAGUCCUUGGUAUUUGCUUUAACUUUUUUCUGUCUUAAGUAGCUCAGGGGAGGGUCACAUGUAGCUGGUUACUCUUGCACCAUUUCCAGGGUUUAGAGAUUGGGUUUUCAAGGUUUAUUUGAAGCUAAGGCGUUCUGUCUCAAAGUGUGCCUAACGGUUCUGGUUAGAGAAUGGGCUUCAGAGUUGGAGCAAUUAAUCCAACAGUAAACAGGAGCUUGUUUCUACAUAAAAUGUUACUGCUGGUGCUACUUAAUUUCUGCAGCAACGUUCAUCACUUGUACUAGCAGGUCCCAGCUUUGCUUUCAAGUUUUUUGACUUUUUCCUUUAUAGACUGCAAAAAAUGUUGAAUGGACGGUACUUUUGGUGGGAUCUUUGGGUAUAAUUAUAAACUACACAAGGUGUGAAUGGAUGCACACGGCGAAUUGGUUGCAGUUGGAUGGGUGCAUAUUCAGCUACUCAUUUAUGAUUUGUAUCUGGCAGCUUAUCCCUUUUAGUUUUGUUUCUUGGCAGCUUCCUCUUGUAUUCCCUUUUUUGGUUUGGUUUUUCUUUUGGCUUGUUGUCGGGCUGGCCACUCCUCUUAUCCUUUCUCUUUUUCUUUUAAUAAAACUUUUCUUUAAUA
Cuscuta campestris is the source of this 1796-nucleotide messenger RNA. Lineage: Eukaryota; Viridiplantae; Streptophyta; Magnoliopsida; Solanales; Convolvulaceae. The record is from the annotation of a GenBank genome assembly.